Laccaria bicolor S238N-H82 is the source of this 495-nucleotide messenger RNA. RefSeq lists its product as uncharacterized. The transcript is spliced from 5 exons. The record is from RefSeq and is a predicted model, not a curated record. Lineage: Eukaryota; Fungi; Basidiomycota; Agaricomycetes; Agaricales; Hydnangiaceae. Bases 1 to 495 code for a protein of 164 amino acids.
AUGUCUGAUGCCAUCGUUCUCCCCAGCCUUUCUCGAUGGACCAAGAACCAUCUCACUGCAAUUAUCCAGGCCAAGUCAGCCAGCGCCCUUAACGCAUCCCUUGACGCGUUCCUGUUCAAGGAUGCUGUUAUCACCGUCAACGGACGCAACAUCACUCGCGCCGAGUUUACGACUUUGUUGGGCGCCGAGAAGCUCGACGAAACUACCGCCUCCAUCUCUUUCACGGGAGCCGUCGAGGUGCCCGCUAAUCCCAAGAGCCACGAGAAUGCUGGCUCUGUCGGGGUCUUCUUCACCGCCACCAUUGCGCAAGCCAUUAUUAUUCAAGGUGCGCCUGUUGAACACUGGUUGACUGCAUCCAUCAACGUUGUAAUUGAACAAGACGAGAGUCUCCCACCACCACCCCACGGUAUCAAAGGGUUCACAGACCGACGAAGGGCGGUAACGCCGCAGCAACAGAGAAUUCUCACUGUUCGUGAUCGUCUUUGGUUCAAAUGA